CCAAUCAUAUCGCAGCAUUUACUAUGCACCGCCCAUCUCUACUCCCAUUGGGCCAGCGGAUUUCCAAUGGCAACGCGCAGUGUUGUGGAAGUGUCUGGUCGGCGUCCAUUCAUCCUGUGCUCUGAUUGGUUGGCUUAGUGUCAGAGCGGAGAGUAGUAAGAUGGCGUCAAUGGGCUUACGGAGUGUCGGGAUUUGUGGCCGGUCGGGGGUCUCGUGGACUGCUGUCAUCCCGUUGUUGGCCGUGUGGUUGUAUGUUGUGACUGCCGACCAGACGGACGACUAUCUGAAGAGGGAGCACUCACUGAGUAAGCCCUAUCAGGGGGUGGGCUCUUCACCUUCAUCACUAUGGGACUUGAGUGGCAAUGUGCUGGUUACUCCUCAAUAUGUCCGCCUGACCCCAGACUUACAAAGCAAACAAGGAGCUGUGUGGAAUCGUAUGCCCUGCUACCUACGGGAUUGGGAGCUACAGGUUCAUUUCAAAGUCCAUGGACAGGGCAAGAAAAAUCUAAACGGUGAUGGCUUUGCCCUCUGGUUCACCAAGGAUCGAAUGCAAGCAGGUUCUGUGUUUGGAAGUAAAGAUAAUUUUGUAGGUCUUGGAGUAUUUGUGGACACCUACCCGAAUGAGGAGAAGCAGCAUGAAAAAAGGUACUCCGCAGGGAAUCAGCGUAUAUAUCCAUAUGUGUCAGCAAUGGUGAGCAAUGGAUCUUUGACAUAUGAUCACAGCCGUGAUGGUCGUCCUACUGAGCUUGGGGGAUGCACAGCUAUGGUUAGAAAUCUCAACCAUGAUACUUUCCUUGUCAUACGCUAUGUAAAGCGCAGGCUCACGAUCAUGCUUGACAUUGAUGGAAAGCAGGAAUGGAGGGACUGUCUGGAUGUACCUGGUGUACGCUUGCCCCGUGGAUACUACUUUGGAGCUUCAGCAGCCACUGGAGAUCUUUCAGACAACCAUGACAUCAUCUCUCUGAAAGUGUACCAGAUCAGUGUGGAGCGCACGCCCGGAGAGGAGAAGUUGGACAAGGAAGUUUUCAUUCCAAGUGUAGACAACAUGAAGCUGCCGGGAGUGGAUGAUCCGGCUGAAUCCAUGAGUGGAUUAGCUCUCUUUCUUAUCAUCUUUUUCUCGUUGGUCGGAGUGGUCUUCGCGAGUGUUAUACUUCUCAUUGUAUACAACAAGUGGCAGGAAAGAAGCCGGAAGCAUUUCUACUGAGUCCAUUGCCUCUUGUUCUGCCUUUUGUGCGCUGAUGAGACUUUGCAGACAUUGUCGCAGGUGGAGAGUCAUUCUGUGAAUGGGUCAGGAUAGGAAUCAUUCUUAGCUUGUCACAAAAGAUGUAGCAGAAUUCACUCUUGGUUGUUUUAAACACUGUUUUUUUUAUUUUGUAAGCUGCUACCGAAGACGUAUCUAUCUGUAACAGAUCCAUGACGUUUUCUUAUUUAUGACUGCCUGAAUUUCUGCUCGUCACCUACACACAGUGGUGGCAGCCAGGUUGUUGGGUAAACCAGUCAUUGGGUAUCCUGUCUAUAGGUUUCUUAUUGCCUUAUGCCAGUGUUUCCCAUUCUGGGUGCCUCCAGAUGUUGCAAAACUACAACUCCCAGUAUGCCUGGACAGCCGAAGGCUGUCCAGGCAUGCUGGAAGUUGUAGUUUUGCAACAUCUUGAGGCACCCUGGUUGGGAAACAGUGCCUUAUGCUGUAAUGAUGACAUUACUACACAUUGAUACCUGAAUACUGGGUAUGUCCAUAUACUAGCUGCCUCUGUUGUGUGUAGGUAAAUUAUUGAAGAACAAGCAGAAUGUACAUUGCCCUAUUGUCCUAUCAGUCUCUGUACAUUGUUUUUAUAACACGUUCAUUCUGAUCACACAGAAUUUCUAUGUAUCAUUCAUGUGCAUGGUCUGUUAAAGGGAUACUCCGGUGGAAAACUUUAUUUUAUUUUUUUAUUUUUUUAAAUCAACUGGUGCCGGAAAGUUAAACAGAUAUGUAAAUUA
Molecule: messenger RNA, 1977 nt
Organism: Hyla sarda
Lineage: Eukaryota; Metazoa; Chordata; Amphibia; Anura; Hylidae
Gene: LMAN2L
Product: lectin, mannose binding 2 like
Exons: 9
Coding region: 161-1204 (347 amino acids)
Biological process (GO): regulation of catalytic activity; Golgi organization; endoplasmic reticulum organization
Cellular component (GO): Golgi membrane; COPII-coated ER to Golgi transport vesicle; endoplasmic reticulum-Golgi intermediate compartment
Molecular function (GO): enzyme regulator activity; D-mannose binding
Source: RefSeq, a predicted model, not a curated record